This is a messenger RNA of Caenorhabditis angaria, 3639 nucleotides long. Lineage: Eukaryota; Metazoa; Nematoda; Chromadorea; Rhabditida; Rhabditidae. The record is from the annotation of a GenBank genome assembly.
AUGUCACAAUUAAUCAAAGAAAUCAGUCAAAAAAGAUCAGUCGGCUCAGUUUUCACUGGAGGCUUCGUUAAAUGGAGUGCAAAUGGGCAAAGAUUAUUUUCAACAUGCUCUAAUAUUGUGAAAGUUAUCGAUUUGGAAAAUAACGAUGCUAGUUAUACAAUUGGUGAUCCAGAAGAUGAAUUGCGAAUCACAUGUAUCGCAUUGGAUAAAAAUCGAAAUCGUUUGCUAAUUGCUUAUAACAAUCAUGUAAUUCGUGAAUAUACAAUUCCAUUGGAAGAUGGAGAAGAACCACAAUUGGCAAAAACCUGGAAAACUAUGCAUACCGCUCCAAUUUUAGUGAUGGAAUUCAGCGAAAAUGGUGUGAUUUUAGCAACCGGCUCAGCUGAUCAUAUUACAAAAGUUUGGAAUUUGGAAAAACAACAAUGCACUCAUACUUUGAAAGGUCCAUCUGUUGUUUCUUCAAUUGUAUUCGGAAAACACGAUAAACUUGUUGUUGGAUAUAUUGAAGGACAACUUCAUUUGUAUGACAUAACUUUGGGUGCGGAGAAAAAGUUUAUAAAUGAAUGGAAAACGCAUAGUAGUAAUAUCACUGCACUUUUACGCAUCGAAGACACUCGUUUGGUUGUUGCAUUGUCAAGAGAUCAAACAAUGUCAAUUCAUGAGACUGAAACGCAAGAAACUAUCAAAGUUUUGCCACUUUUCGAAUCUAUUGAAUCUGCGGCAAUCGGUCAUAAUGGAAACCUUUUUACCGUUGGAGAAGAGGGAAUUUUGAAAGAGUUCAAGAUUGAGACAGCAAAGCUUUUGAAACAACAAAAGAUUUCUGGGUGAGUUAGAAAUUUAUAUAUGGAAAACUAUCUAAUAUAUUCAUUUUUUAGGACUCGCCUCGAUCAAAUCAGCUACGACCCAAUAACAAAUCGUUUUCUAUCCGUGUCCGCUGAAACCAAUAUUUACAUCAUCGAUUUUGAAGACUUGAAAAUCUCUCGACAAUUGGUUGGAUCACACGAUGAAAUCUAUUCCUGUUGUAUUUUCGGCAAAAACGAAUCUCACAUUGCCGUCGCCUCAAAUACCAACGAAAUUCGAAUCUAUGAUUCUCAAACUCUCGAUUGUCAAUUAGUCUUCGGACACACCGAAAGUGUUCUAGGAGUUGUUUCACCAUCUUGGGACACAAGUUUAUUAGCCUCUUGCUCUAAAGAUAAUUCAAUAAUUUUCUGGCGGCUUUCUGAGGAGAACGAAGAUUCCAAGACCACAACAAAACCAUACCUUUUCCCGAUUUCUGUUGCAACUGGACAUGCAAAUUCAGUCACAUCUUUAUCAUUUUCAAAUACAACUAGAGCUCCAUAUAUUACAUCAGUUUCAAGUGAUAGUAUGAUUAAAUUGUGGAGUUUGAGGGAUUUGAUUAAACUGCAAAGGGAAGUGAAAAUUGAGGAAGAUAGCCAGCAGAAUAUUUUUGAUUUAUUGUAAGUUCAAUAUUUCUUAAAAUUAUUUACUCAAACAAAUAUUUCCAGACCAAAAGUUCCAUGCAGCUCCACAUUAGUUGCUCAUGCUAAAGAUGUGAAUUGUGUCGAUGUGGCUGAUUCGGACAACGUCGUGGCGACUGGUGGAAUGGAUAAAUUGGUCAAAUUAUGGCAAGUUGAUACAACGAAAAUGCAAUUGGGAAUUGGCGGAACUUUGAGUGGACAUAGAAGAGGUGUUGGUGAUGUGAGAUUUGCCAAAAAUGCACAUGUAAGAAUUUUUAAUGCUGAAAAAGAUCCUGUUUUCAGUUUUUGCUGCGGGACUUUCUGAAGAGCACAAAAAUGAGCCAAAAUCCGAGAAUUUUCUGCAAAUCGUGGUUUUUAGAGCCUGUAACUCACGUUGGAGAAAAUUUUAUAAAAAACUGAAUACAUGGCAAUGUUCAGGAAGUUCGAUUUACCAAAGUCAAAUUUUUUUUGCUAGAAAUAUUUUUUUUCAAAAAAAAUUGUGGCUCAGAAAAUUUUUGUUAAAACUAAAACUAACUAGCAAAAAAGUUAGUUUUCAGAAAAUUUUCCGAAUUCUCUAGCCAAAAAAAUUUGACUUUGGUAAAUCGAACCUUCUGAACAUUUCCCUGUAGUCAGUUUUUGAUAAAAUCUUUUCUAACAUGAGUUACGAGCUCUCAAAAACGUGAUUUUCAGAAAAUUCUCGAUUUUUGGGCUCUUCAGAAGGUCCUGUAGCAAAAACUGUAAAGAAACAUUAGAAAAUUUAGUUUAUUAAUGUUUUUUCUCUUCAGAAAUUGGCGUCUUGCAGUGGUGAUAUGACAAUUAAAAUUUGGAAUAUUUCGGAUAAAACUUGCCAACAAACUUUGACUGGUCAUACUUGUGCAGUUUUCCGAAUCCUAUUUAUUAGCUCUGAUAAUCAAUUGAUCUCUGCCGAUAGUUCGGGAAUUAUCAAAAUCUGGACUGUCAAAAAUAGUGAAUGUGAAACCACAGUCGACGGACAUACGGAUAAAAUUUGGUCGCUGACUGCGAAGGCUGAGGAGAGUGAAUUUGUGACCGCUGGAAGUGAUGGCAAAAUUGUUGUCUGGAAAAAUGUGACGGAAGAAAAAGAGAUGGCGGAACUCGAGAAACGAAGAGAGAAAUUAGAACAGGAACAGACGCUGACGAAUUUGUUGGAACAGCAAAGAUUUGAUGAGGCACUGGAAUUUGCGUUGGGAUUGGUUAGACCGUUUUGCGCGUAUAAGGUGAGAGUUUUGGGGAAUUUGGGCUGGAAAUUGAGAAGAUUCAUGGGAAAUUCGGUUUUCCAGUUUUUUUUAGAACGAACGUGAAAUUUGAGACCUAAAAUUGAUUUUUGGAUGAUAAAUCUGAAAUUGACCAAAAAUUAGGUGAUUUUUUGAUCUGAAAUCGUGAUUUUCCAAAAAAAUUUGGGAAUUUUUAAUGACCUGAAAUCUGACCUGAAAUUGGAAUUUCCACUUUCAAUUAAUUCUUAGAUCUGAAAUUGACCUAAAAUUUGGGGUUUUCAUGGUUUUUCGACCUGAAAUUGAAACUUUAGACUCAAAAAUAAUUUUCGCAUGAAAAUUGACCAAAACUUAAGAUUGUUUCACUUGGAAGUUGUGAUUUUUGAAAAAAUUUGCAAUUUUUGUGCUAAUUUUGACCUGAAAGGAAAAAUGUGAAAUUUUUCACCUAAUUUCAAUUUUUGGAUGAAAAAUCUGAAAUUGGGACCUGAAAUCAACCGAAUUUCAUGAUUUUUAUUCAAAAUUUUGAAUAAUUUCAGAAAUUUGACAUUGAUUUCAACAAAAAUAUAAUGUUUUCAGCUAUUUUUUCUAGAAUUUCAGCCUCAAAAAUUUGAAAUCUGAAAAAAAAACUAAUUUUCUCUCAGGUUAUCACAACUCUCAUCGACCACGGCCAACUCGCUUCAGCCCUCCCAAAACUCGAUUCGCGCAAAAUCCAAAUUCUUCUCGAUUUCACAACUCAAUGGAACACAAACAGUCGAACAUCGCAAGUUGCACAACGUGUUCUCUUCGAACUUUUCAUGAUAAUCCCUCCGGAAGAGUUUCUCGAAAUGCCGAAUUCAAGAAAUCUCAUUGAAAGUUUUCUGCCGUAUACAAACCGACAUUUGGAUAGAUUGGAUCGCGCAAGACAAGAUGCGAGUUUGUUGGAAUUUAUUUGGAAACAAAUGAGGAUUGCUUGA